This is a messenger RNA of Clupea harengus (Atlantic herring), 1376 nucleotides long. Its product is annotated as ras-related protein Rab-39B. Gene Ontology annotation, molecular function: GTP binding; GTPase activity. NCBI's taxonomy places the organism in Eukaryota, Metazoa, Chordata, Actinopteri, Clupeiformes, Clupeidae. The record is from RefSeq and is a predicted model, not a curated record.
GGGAAGGGCUACGUGAGUAACUCAGUGACACUGAGGCUGAGUCCAUCUCCCACUCCUCAGCUGGAGUCUGGCGCGGCUGCACAACAGGAAAUGCCGGACUUGUCUUGAUAGGACACAGAGCUCACUCUCACACACCCCCUCGUCAAGUCAGCCUUCCUCCCUCUUUCUUUCUCUCUCACUCACUCACUCUCUCUCUCUCUCUGUACUCAGUAUACUCCUCCCUCGCCCUCACCAAAACAUCUCAUUUUUGCAUGUAGCAACAGGCUAAGCCAGGGCAGGGAGAGGAGGGAAAAAAAGAGAAGAAUAACGUUCAAAGUUCCCACCCUGCUCUUAGACUGAAAGAGGCAAGUGACUGCAGUGACUGCACCGAGGGAAAGGUAAAAAGGAACUGAGCCCAGCAUUUGAACACCGUUAAGUUCCAGGCAUGCCGUGGACUGGAACUAUGCGACUAUCUCCUCUGAGCAUCUGAAUAGGACCGGUGAGCAAACAAAGGCUGUCAAAUGGAAAGGAGCUCUCCGGCUCCAACAAUGCCCAGUCACUGAGGCACUCCGCUGGAGAGACUCUCUUCCCUUUCCUGCCUGGGUGGCAAAGAUUGUCAGUCAAGUGCCCAGUCGAUCUUCCAAACCGCUGCUGUGGUCAACUUGGAAAACCCGAGGCCAUGGACCUGACCCUGUGGCAGUACCAGUUCCGCAUCAUCAUGCUGGGCGACUCCACGGUGGGCAAGUCGUCCAUGCUGAAGCGCUACACGGAGGACCUGUUCAUGGAGUGCCUCAACCAGACGGUCGGAGUGGACUUCUACGUGCACUUCCUGGAGGUGGAGCCCAACGUGCGGGUCAAGCUGCAGUUCUGGGACACCGCGGGCCAGGAGAGGUUCAGGUCAGUGACACGUUCCUACUAUCGCAACUCUGUGGGCGGACUGCUUGUGUUCGAUCUGGGGAACCGGACCUCGUUUGAGCACAUCCAGGAAUGGUAUCAAGAGGUGCGCGAGCACGUGCAGCCUCACACCGUGCUCUUCGUGCUGGUGGGUCACAAGAGCGACUGCAAGGAGGAGGCAGGGGUGCGCACCGUCAGCAAAGAGGAGGCUGAGAAGCUCGCCGGUAGCUUGGGCAUGCCGUACGUGGAGGCGUCGUCCAAGACGGGCGAGAACGUGGCGGCCGCCUUCGAGCUGGUGACACGGCGCGUCUACCAGGGCCUGCUUAGUGGCGAGGUGCAACUCCGAGACGGUUGGGACGGGGUCAAAAGUUCGGCGCCCCGGCGGCACCCCUCGCAGCUGGCUGACACUGGGGGGUCCGCCAAACAGGACAAGAAGUGCGCCUGCUAGGGUACCACAACAGGCCAAAAUGGGAGUAAGACCUGUGGAUGUUUUAGCAGAUCCC